AUGAGCUUAUCUGGGAUCGGCCAAUUUGCCAACAGGCAUCUAGUCAAAACAAUAAAAUAUGCGGCUCAGCCACAGCUAUAUGUUCAUAAGGCUGGAUCCACUGCAUUGCUAUCAUUUAGUUCCAACCCAACACGCUUACCAAUAGGCAAAGUUAAAGCAAUAGAUAAUCUAGGUAGUGACUACCAGGUCACACCAGAUAACUUUGUUGAAAACAAGUCUUUCAUCGAACGACUACAGUCUGUCAUUAAGGGCCAUGUUGCUGAUGACAUGAUGUAUCGAUUGGAUUCGCUUAACUAUCGUGGUUCUUAUAUGCCCAUAUAUGAUCUAAAACGUGUUCCCGAAUACAUGAAUCAGCAAGUGAAUGUUGAUAACGUGCUAGGUUACAUCAAGGUUGAUGCUAUGGGCAACAUGGACGAAUCCACGUACCAGGCCAACAACACAUAUAGAUUGUGCAAUGCGGACGGAAUUAUAAAAUUGAGUGAUGUUAUCCUCGAGGAAUUGAAAAAGCAGUUGUGA
Molecule: messenger RNA, 516 nt
Organism: Ogataea angusta
Lineage: Eukaryota; Fungi; Ascomycota; Pichiomycetes; Pichiales; Pichiaceae
Exons: 1
Coding region: 1-516 (171 amino acids)
Source: RefSeq, a predicted model, not a curated record